AUGUCUGGCCGUGGAAAGGGAGGAAAAGGACUUGGCAAAGGAGGUGCCAAGCGCCAUCGUAAGGUUCUUCGCGACAACAUCCAAGGAAUCACCAAGGUACUUUUCGGUUCAUUUGUAUUCUCGAAAUUUGCAAAGCCUUUUUACUAACUUAUUGAUUUUUCAGCCCGCUAUCCGUCGUCUUGCUCGACGUGGUGGUGUGAAGCGCAUCUCUGGCCUCAUCUACGAGGAAACCCGAGGUGUUCUGAAGGUGUUCCUUGAGAACGUGAUCCGUGACGCCGUCACCUACUGCGAGCACGCCAAGCGCAAGACCGUCACCGCGAUGGACGUCGUCUACGCCCUCAAGCGCCAAGGACGCACCCUGUACGGCUUCGGCGGAUAA
Molecule: messenger RNA, 379 nt
Organism: Caenorhabditis auriculariae
Lineage: Eukaryota; Metazoa; Nematoda; Chromadorea; Rhabditida; Rhabditidae
Source: the annotation of a GenBank genome assembly